AUGACAUCUACUGCCCGACGUAACAAAGGCAAAGGCCGCGCAAUGGAGGAUGAAAAGGUGGUAGCUGCGCUUCCGCUCGGAAAGCAGCUCGCACAUACCGAUAAGGCUGUGCGGGAUCGCGCUAUCCGUUCUCUCGUGGCUUUCGUCUCACGUGGAGGUGCCCCUGCGCAGGAGGCCGAAUCGAGCAGCUACGUCAGGCUCGAAGACGCCGAGAUGGCCAAGCUCUGGAAAGGGUUAUUCUACUGUUUCUGGAUGUCGGACAAACCCCUCAUUCAACAAAGCCUAGCCACCUCCCUCUCCUCCCUCUUACUCUCCAUCUCCCCCUCCCUCCCCUCCACCCUCUCCCCCGCCGAAUGCUCCUCGGCUCGCCUCUCCGCCUCGCUCGACUACUACCGCGGCUUCUGGGAGGCGAUGGUGCGCGAAUGGGAAGGUCUCGACCGAUUACGGAUGGACAAAUUCUACUUGCUCAUCCGGCGGUUCGUCAGUGCUUCUUUUGGACUGCUGGCGCGGGAAGAAUGGAGCCAGGAGGGGGUGGAGGGGAUGUGCGAGAUUCUGGUCGGGAAGAAUGGGCAGGGUCCAUUGAACUACUCCAACCCCAAGAUCCCAAUCUCCCUAUCAACCCAUCUAUCCGAUAUCUACCUCUCCGAGCUCGACUCUAUCCUCUCCUCCUCUCCCACCCCUGCACCCCUCAUUCCCCUCCUCCAACCCUUCAUCGCCCUGCUGGCCAACUCGCCUACCCCCGUCGUAUACAAACGCCUCAUCGAUACUCUGUUUGCCCCCCUCCUCGCGGCGCUCUCGACAGGCUCGGCCGAUAUCGACGCACCGGCCCUCCCAAAGAAGCGAAAGAGGGCGGAUGAGGUGUACCCUCAUAUACUGAUGAACUGCAGUACGGGCCACGGAGGGGGCAAGGCGAGCGUGGACGAGCUGAGGAGCGCGCUGUUGCAGGCACUGUUUAUGGAGGCUGCGAAAGUGGGAAGCAGGGAGAGUAAUCGGAGAAAAAUAUAUCAGUUGUGGCGCGAAGAGGGCGGUGAUGACGAGUAG
Messenger RNA from Dioszegia hungarica, 1041 nucleotides. Its product is annotated as nucleolar protein,Nop52-domain-containing protein. Lineage: Eukaryota; Fungi; Basidiomycota; Tremellomycetes; Tremellales; Bulleribasidiaceae. The transcript is spliced from 5 exons. Gene Ontology annotation, biological process: rRNA processing. Gene Ontology annotation, cellular component: nucleus; preribosome, large subunit precursor; preribosome, small subunit precursor. The record is from RefSeq and is a predicted model, not a curated record. The coding region runs from base 1 to 1041 and encodes 346 amino acids.